CAUCUCUAGUUUAUUCCGUAUUGACCACAGACACCAAACAUCAACAACAUCCGAUAUACAUAAUUGUAUUUUUAAGACUCGAUGUCGAUUUAUUUGCAUUGUCUAACAACAAAUGGCGGCUUACCCAUAUUUACCCGUAAAAAGGGCGAAUGCGAUAAUCUGCCCUUUUCGACUGUAGCUUCUCUGAAUGGAUUUCACAUGUUCUUCAAAUCACUCGGCAUACAACUGCAAACCACACAUACAGAAGAAUGGACUUAUAUUUGGCGUGACUUUCACAAUGCAAUCACUUUCAUUGUGUGUGGCCGUGGUAUGGGCGAACUUCAACUUCAGGCCCUAGCGGAACUUGCUUUCGGAGGAAUAGCGCUUUUUAUCAGUCGCGAUGAGUUAGGCCAUCCCGCUCUCCUGGAACGCCUAAAGAAGGAUGCCAAAAAGUAUGUGCCAGUUGUGGAUGCUGCUCUGGAAGCGUCUAGCUCUGGUACAACUCUUUUGGGCUAUACGGACUGUCUACUGGCAACAGAAAAUUCGCAUCUAUUCAACCGUUUAAAUGAGUUCAGUGCCAAUUGUGGGUCAUUGUUCUGCUGCCUUGUUGUGGGCCAGCGUAUUGCUGUAGCCACUGAAGGUUGGUGGGAUUUGGAAACACUGGACAGGGAGCUUUUGCUCUUUCUGCUCAACUCUUCCAGUACUCUGCAGCUCGACGUUCCCGUGUACCUGCCAAGCAAAAGUCCAAAUAUUGCCUUUCGUUUCGUCACCGUGCCCGUGUCGGCUAACAGUGCGAUCUGCGUGCUUUGUGGCGCUGAAUCUGCGUACCGAGAGCUGCAUCUAAAUGCCAUGAAUGCAUUUCGCAAUGAGAACAAUCUGUUAGCCAACGUCGAGCGCUGCGUUCCACGUAGUCUGCCGGAGCAGCUGGAAAUUGAUGCACAUGUCUUGGCAAUUAUUCUGAUUAAUACUGAAACGCGCAAAAGUGUCUUUACCCGCAAUCUCCACCAAUCGUCGAAUGCUAAGCGCAUUGUCGUCGGCGACUUGCAGCGUUUGGACAUGCUGAAGAAAUUCUUUGAUCACACCUUGGAGAAUAUGCAUGAAUUGAAAGUGGCUAAAGACGAUUGCAACGAUGCAGUAACAAGAAAUUCCUCGAUUAUGUUGGAUCAAUACAGUUGCUCUGACUAUCACAAGUGUUAUGCGCAGGCGGAUGACCAAAAUAAUGUUAUUUUCCUGCUUUUCGUUGCCGCGGUGCCAACACAUGCGAUGAGAUUUCUUGCGAAACAAGUCUACGCUAGCCUAUUGCAAGAUAAGGCCGUCUGUUGGUGACCUUCUUGGUGAGCUUAUUAUCACCGAGCUUAUAAGACUGAUGAUUGGAAUCCCUAAAAUGGGCCUAGAAUAUUUUAUAUAUAUUUUAUAAGAGUAGUUUUCUACAUCGUUUGUAUUUAUAUUUAGGUAAGAAAGGUCUAUUCAGAUAUUCUGUUCAAGGACACAUGAAGGAUACUUUUAAUCUGGGUACAGGGUAUUUUCUAGUGCUUAAUCUCGGCUAGAGAUUGCAUUUAUUUGGUGAUGGAAUAAAUAUAUCUCUUAAGAA
Messenger RNA from Drosophila montana, 1570 nucleotides. RefSeq names its product fuzzy planar cell polarity protein-like protein (gene fy). The transcript is spliced from 3 exons. The coding region runs from base 82 to 1305 and encodes 407 amino acids. The record is from RefSeq and is a predicted model, not a curated record. NCBI's taxonomy places the organism in Eukaryota, Metazoa, Arthropoda, Insecta, Diptera, Drosophilidae. Gene Ontology annotation, biological process: non-motile cilium assembly; vesicle-mediated transport.